Molecule: messenger RNA, 153 nt
Organism: Puccinia graminis f. sp. tritici CRL 75-36-700-3
Lineage: Eukaryota; Fungi; Basidiomycota; Pucciniomycetes; Pucciniales; Pucciniaceae
Exons: 2
Coding region: 1-153 (50 amino acids)
Source: RefSeq, a predicted model, not a curated record
AUGCACCUGUGGACCGAAUGGUGGAGCCCACGGAAUACUAAGGACCGUCAGGUCCUGGUCCAAACUCCCGCGGGCGCCACUCGUGGGAUCCACGGUAAAAACCGGUAUCGGCCCACGUCGCUGCAUAGUGGAGGACUUGCCGUCACGAUUUAG